Messenger RNA from Aspergillus homomorphus CBS 101889, 467 nucleotides. RefSeq lists its product as uncharacterized. The transcript has a single exon. Bases 138 to 407 code for a protein of 89 amino acids. The record is from RefSeq and is a predicted model, not a curated record. NCBI's taxonomy places the organism in Eukaryota, Fungi, Ascomycota, Eurotiomycetes, Eurotiales, Aspergillaceae.
ACAGUCGAAUAGCGUUGCUGAAAGUUUCUCGACCUUUUCUGAGCUCUUAUGAGGUAGAGGUAGCAAUACCUAUCAGCAUGUGAUCUCCGGAUUGUUGAUGAAGGAACCCUUAAGGUGCAUUUCAGUCUCCACCCCGCAUGCGAGAUUGCAUACGUACCCUGGUCAAUAUACAGUCAGCAAAGCUGGUAUUCUUGUGGUUAAAAAGUCCCUUUAGAAGACGGAUAUACAAACCCCUUGAGAAACCAGAGUUGAAUCGCAGUGAGUAUUCGCUCUCCAUGCGUGUGGUCUCUGUCUUGCCACUACUGACUGGCCUAGUCAAUUGUUGCUUGGCCACAUAUGUAACCUUUAAGUUUCCCAUCAACGCGCCUGGGUACGGCGGCCAGCAUCUCCAUGGUAGUCAACCAUAAUUUAUGCAGUGACGGUGAGGGAUGAUGUAUGUAACACCUUGCUGAGCGGGUCCCUGACUC